GCUGGGGAGGAGAAAGAAGAGUCAAUGUGGACUUAGGCCACAUAAGAUGGAGAUCGAUUUGCCUAGUCUGACAAUGAUGAAAAUCUUCUCCUAUCUGGAUGCCUUCAGUUUGCUACAGGUUGCCCAGGUGAACAAGAACUGGAAUGCACUUGCAAGCAGUGAUGUCCUGUGGAGGAAGUUAUGUCAGAAGAGAUGGUUCUCCUGUGACAUGGAUACCUUACAGAGCCUGAGCAUAGAGACAUGGAAGCAGUUCUUCAUUUACCGAACAAGGCAAGAACGUGCCAAGUCCCGGGCAAAGCCAGAAGAUUUCAUUUACAAGGAAAUUCCUGCAGAAUAUGGAGUUCGGACAUGUGCAUGUUAUAUCUCAGGAACUGGCUUAACAACAAAAGGACAAGGCAAGUCUGUUGUCUGUAUGGUGACUUCUGAGAACAGGAUUUCUACCUGGAGUAUUCGCGAGGGCGUUAUGACCUGGGUAAGCCCAGAACAGCCAGCCAGUAUCAAGCUGUUGACUACCCUCCCUGAGAUGCACAUGGCCGUCACUGUAGAUAUAGAAUCAACUAUCAAACUGUGGGACUGUCAGAGCAGGGAAGCUCUGGCAACUAAUGGCCUGUUCUCUCCCUGUCAAUCACUGAAAGCUGUCUUUACAAAGGAUGGCCCGAUUGUCUUGGCAGGCGAUACCUCGGGUAACCUCUACAUCUUUAGGAUUCCUGACUUACACCUCAUUUCCAGAGUCAAUGUAUUCCCAUACGGUAUCAAUGAACUCUACUGCUCUCCUCAGAAGAAAUGGGUCUUUCUGAGUAAGAAGCACCCACAUAUCUUGCCAAAGGUGUUUUACACGAGGAGCUUACUGAGGACAUCAGAAUUCUCUGCCCCUCUGUCUACAGUUCUCAAAUUUUCAUUGUGCCAAAGAGCCUUCUGGACCCCAAGAAGGGAAGACAGGAUAACCCUGAUGUCCAUACAUCGCCCCCAAAAAAUCACAAAGUUUAUCACAUUUGAUAUGAAGCUAGAAGAGAAUGGGAACAAUAUAAUUGUAACAGGACGUUUCUUGGCAAGCUUCUCGUUGCCAGAACGUAAGGGAAGACCAGAAUGGUUCGGAGUUAGUGCUCAGGAGGUGAUUGUUUGUUCAACUGCAUCAUCUCUCUUGCUCUUCCGCAUGGACGGCACCCCUUUGCAGACAGUUCAGUACUGCCCAGAAGAGAUCUUGAGACUGUGGGUGGACCCCCUUCAUGUCAUCGUCACCUUUAUUGAUGGCUCUUUGGAAGUGUAUGCGUGGGAGGAGAGAAGCCCAGAGCUCAGGAGGUGUUAUCGGCUGCGAAACAGGAGACAUCUGCCACCUCAAAGCCUCAUUAACAAAACACUAUGUGACGAUGUGAGCAUAAUUCGAGUGAUGCUAAAUCGUGCCACCCCCUGCUUUCUGAUGGCAUAUAUCUUGAAAUCUGCUCUUAGCAACUGAGUGGGCUGGGUACCCUUUUCCUCAGUGAUAAUAAACUUCUAUUUGCAA
Molecule: messenger RNA, 1501 nt
Organism: Mastomys coucha (southern multimammate mouse)
Lineage: Eukaryota; Metazoa; Chordata; Mammalia; Rodentia; Muridae
Product: F-box/WD repeat-containing protein 15-like
Exons: 10
Coding region: 47-1453 (468 amino acids)
Molecular function (GO): protein binding
Source: RefSeq, a predicted model, not a curated record